CAGAAACCCCCUAAAUUAAACGAGGUGGUUUAAUCCAUGGGCCUAUCUGCGCGCCAAGUCCUGCAUCUUCUACGACUCAAGCCAAGCUUGCCGCCCGUGGUACUGUGCAGAGCUACAAUGACCAGCUUCACAAUCCCCGACCGCGUCUCGGACUACGCACCCGCUCUCCCAGUCCACUCCACAUCAGACCUCUCCAAGGACCAGCUACUACGAUUUCCAGCGUUCAACAUCUGGCUCUCGACACUGCAACACUCGUUGUCCCUCCAGCAGCGACCAUCGCACGAGUUCCAUAAAGACCCCUAUGUCCUACGUCAGAUCAACAUCCAAGCCGCGGACUUUUUCAAAGGCGGUCGUCUGGGCUUCGUCAAACUGAAGGCGGACGUGUCCAAUGGUAAGGGCGAAACUCUUCCGGGUAGCGUAUUUCUAAGAGGAGGCAGCGUUGGCAUGCUGCUCAUUCUCCAACCGGACGAUGCACCUCCAUUAACAGAAGAAGGGAAACGCGCCAUCCUAACUGUUCAGCCGCGCAUCCCCGCUGGAUCCCUCGCCUUCCCCGAGAUCCCCGCAGGUAUGCUCGACGACAGCGGAACAUUCGCCGGCAGUGCUGCAAAGGAGAUCCACGAAGAAACGGGUCUCGUGAUCCCGCAGGACGAACUCAUCGAUAUGUCAUCUCUCGCGCUGCAGCGUGUCUUCGAACCCCGCGGCGACGACAACGAGUCGUUACAGAAAGCCGUCUACCCGUCUCCCGGUGGAAGCGAUGAAUUCAUUCCCUUGUUCCUCUGCCAAAAGCGGCUGGCCCGCAAGGAUAUCGAGGGAUUACAGGGUCGAUUGACCGGGUUGCGGCAGGAGGGGGAGAAAAUUACAUUGAAGGUUGUGCCGUUGGAGGAUUUGUGGAAGGAGGGGUUGCGCGAUGGGAAGACCCUCGCUGCCUGGGCUCUGUAUAAUGGGUUGAAACAAGAAGGGAAGAUUUAG
Messenger RNA from Monascus purpureus, 969 nucleotides. Lineage: Eukaryota; Fungi; Ascomycota; Eurotiomycetes; Eurotiales; Aspergillaceae. The record is from the annotation of a GenBank genome assembly.